Molecule: messenger RNA, 1174 nt
Organism: Sebastes umbrosus (honeycomb rockfish)
Lineage: Eukaryota; Metazoa; Chordata; Actinopteri; Perciformes; Sebastidae
Gene: nppcl
Exons: 3
Coding region: 294-692 (132 amino acids)
Biological process (GO): receptor guanylyl cyclase signaling pathway; cGMP biosynthetic process
Cellular component (GO): extracellular region
Molecular function (GO): hormone receptor binding; hormone activity
Source: RefSeq, a predicted model, not a curated record
GCCCCAACAUUCAGCUUCUGCCAAGAGGACGGACGCAAGAGGAAGAAAAAAAAAUCCUCCUUUUCAAUUCCAUCACAGAGCAAGGAGUAGGAGGAGUCAGCCGAGUGAGAUAGUGAUGCUCCCUGCAGGUGCCAACAAGUGAGAGGUAGCCGAUAGACCGAGAACCAGAGAGCCAAGGACAUGAAGAAGAGUCUGUGAGAGCAGAAGAAGACAUCCAGAGCUCCGAGAGAAACCAAACAGCCAGUGUAUUAUCAGUCCUGCUCCAGUUUUUCCUGUCCGUCAUCUCUGCUGCCAUGCUGUGUCCUGUGCUGCUUUGUGCCACUCUGCUCCUCCUGACACCUCUGGAGAUCACGGAGGCUCGCGCUCUGCACCCUCCUCCUGAUGCUGUGCAGUUUAUGGAGCAGUUUCUGGAACGCUACAAUGACCUUUUGACCCUGGACGACCUGGAGAACCUGUUGAACAGCCAACCAGAGGAGCAGUCCACCUCCUCCUCGGGGGUCAAAGCGCCGGCCGAGUACCCCAAAUGGGCUGACGCACAAACGCAGGCUGAGACGCCCUGGCUGCGCCUGCUGAAGGGGGCCAUGGCCAAUCAGAAACGAGCAGAGCCGGACCGGUCACGGAGGGGAUGGAACCGAGGAUGCUUUGGGCUGAAACUGGAUCGGAUCGGGUCCAUGAGCGGACUGGGCUGUUAGUGGGAGAGGAAACAAAGACUGAUGACGUCCUUCUUAGAGUAUAAUGAGGGAAAACGCACAUGCAAAGGCGUUCACGUGCACUGAAGGAUGUUUACAUGUGCGUAGACUACAUGUAGUAUGGUGUAAACUUGCAGCGUUGCUAAUGUGGUUUCAUCCAGCGUAGAUCAGAUGCUUCACACUGUUGUGGCUGUUUUAACAGAGCAGCUGUAGUUUAUUCCAUGUGUAAGUAUUAAAAUGAAUAUUAGAAUAUUAUGUGAGCUAUAUUUACAUUAAAUGAUCAUCUUUGAUUGUCGGACUUGUUUUUUCUUUCUUUUUUUAAGUAAAUUUGCACUUUAUGUAUUUCUAGCAUUUGUCUUCGUGCAGUAAAUUGUGUGUAAAAUCAGGUGUAAUGGACGUAGAUAUUCAAAACUGAAGGCACCUGUGAUUCCUGCUGAUUAUUUUUGUUUACUUAUGAUUUGCAUGAAUAAAUGGAUUUGACAUUU